Messenger RNA from Porites evermanni, 15035 nucleotides. NCBI's taxonomy places the organism in Eukaryota, Metazoa, Cnidaria, Anthozoa, Scleractinia, Poritidae. The record is from the annotation of a GenBank genome assembly.
AUGGCCGGCGCUGGUGCAAGUGAAAAUGACGGUACUUCAGUAGAGCCUUCCCCGGCAAAUACUGAGCAACAAAAAAAGGAAAUGUCCGUAGAACUGAAAAAAUCCCUACGUAAAGGUGAUACCUGGUAAGUUUAUUGUGACAGGCCAUGUUAAUUAAAGUUUAAAAUUACAUUCCAUUAGAAUUUGCCUUGUCAGGAGGGAAACGGAAGUGAAGUUGGUUUCUCCCGUGAGAUUAACUUUCUCUUUGUCAAGACUUAUCGUACAUUUGCACUAAUUUUGCUUCAGGGUACAGAUAAGUCAUUAUUCCUCUCGAUAUUUUUUCCAUUCGUCAACAGAGGGACGAUUUUUAAGUCGUCGUGAACGGGCCGGCGUGUGCUUGUUGAAAAAAAAAACGAGAAAAUUUGAUAAAAAGGGCAUAAAAACUUAGUUCUCUAGUGUCAGCAUAUGUUGCCAAGACAGUUGAAACAUGGGAGGGUCUACAGAUUACCCUGUUAUCCCAACCAUUCUAAUAUUUGGAUAGGUGCUCAUUCCUCUCUUUUUAAAUCUGUUUUUCCUUUUUAGUAAAAAAAGUAAUAUAACUGGCAGAGAUUCAGCAAGCUCUUCCACCUUCCCAGGGCUGUCACUAAGUGGCUGGGAGCUGGAAUUUUCCUAGGCUGAUAUUAGCAUGACCCAUUUGCACUAAUUUUGCUUCAGGGUACAGAUAAGUCAUUAUUCCUCUCGAUAUUUUUUCCAUUCGUCAACAGAGGGACGAUUUUUAAGUCGUCGUGAACGGGCCGGCGUGUGCUUGUUGAAAAAAAAACCCAGAAAAUUUGAUAAAAAGGGCAUAAAAACUUAUUUUGCUUCAGGGUACAGAUAAGUCAUUAUUCCUCUCGAUAUUUUUUCCAUUCGUCAACAGAGGGACGAUUUUUAAGUCGUCGUGAACGGGCCGGCGUGUGCUUGUUAAAAAAAAAAACAGAAAAUUUGAUAAAAAGGGCAUAAAAACUUAGUUCUCUAGUGUUAGCAUAUGUUGCCAAGACAGUUGAAACAUGGGAGGGUAUACAGAUUACUCUGUUAUCCCAACCAUUCUAAUAUUUGGAUAGGUGCUCAUUCCUUUCUCAUAAAUCUGUUUUUCCUUUUUAGUAAAAAAAGUAAUAUAACUGGCAUAGAUUCAGCAAGCUCUUCCACCUUCCCAGGGCUGUCACUAAGUGGCUGGGAGCUGGAAUUUUCCUAGGCUGAUAUGAGCAUGACCCUCCAAAUAAAUGUUGCAACAGUUUUUACAUUUAUGUGACAUGCCCGAGAGAGCAUGUUUCACAAUAAUUAAUCAGCAAUGAGAAAAGCAAGAUUUAUUUGUUGUUUUUCAAGGUAUCUUGUUGACUGUCACUGGUUUAAACAGUGGAAAAAGUUUGUUGGAUAUGAUAAAUGGGAUCAGUAUGGGGCUGGAGAAGAGAUCAACAAUCCUGGGCCUAUAGACAAUUCAAGCCUUUUGACUGGUAAGAACAAUUUUAACACUAUUCUCAAAAUAUUUUGACUUCACUGGUUGACAGUGAUACAUGUAACGGGCAAUUAUUUAUUUAUCCUUGGAAUACCAUGGCCAUAAAAGGAAAUUAGAGGGCUGAAAAAAACAAUGUACAUUCUGUAGUUUUGUAAAGUUUGUGUUCAAACAGAUGGAUCACAUUGUCCACUGGAUCAAAUUAUGGAUGUUUUUUGGAUAGUGCUAUCCAACAUUUGAUAACUGAGGUCUUGUGGUCUGCAUAUUUAUAUCAUCAUGAGCAGUGAGAUAAGAUGAAUCAGUAACUGAUUUCAUCCAGUGCUUUUUUAUGGUACAGUAUAUACCAUAAAUGUCUCCUCUAUCACUAGGUUUUACUUUCAGUUGAAAUAUACAUGAACCCUUUGGCAGGUGUGUCUAUGAAUACAAAAUUGAGCCAUUUAUGGGAUAUAUUAUGCCUUACGUUUUGAAGACAUUGCACAGUUAGUAUGUGUUCAUAUUUUCUGUGUUUGAAUAGUAGUAUGCAGCAUGUUUUAUAGUGUCCUGUCUAAGUAGGUGAAGCUCUACUUCCAAGGUGCUUAUAUGUCAUCAAAACUGACCAAGCCUAAGCUUUUUCAUCCACGUGCCCUUAUUCACUCACUGGGGUGCCUUUUUUAAACAUUUCAUUUUCUGUAGCUGAUGGAGUCACUUUAAAGGAACAUUUAAUAGAUGAACUGGAUUAUAACCUGUUACCUGAAGAAGCAUGGUUCAAGCUGGUGUCAUGGUAUGGAGUGUCAUCAGAUCAACAUGCUUUGCCAAGGAAAGUUGUUGAACAUGGGAUGUAUCUAAAAAGCUGUAAAGUGGAAGUGUAUCUUAUGGAGUUCAAACUAUCUCAGCACUCUGAUCCAGACACCCUAAUCCCAAAGAAGUUCAGCAAAGGGGAUACUGUUGGUGAGUCCUAAUUCUAAGUUCUUAUUUCUUUGAAACUUUAUUUUACUGGUCUUCGCAGAAAUCAUAUAAAGUUGAGAAUACCUUGUUGUUGAUUUUUAGACUUGUCCCUUGCUUACUGCAAUGUGUAAUGUGGAUAAAACUAAAGGAAUUAAAACAAGAAUAAAUAAUUACAUAUAUAAAUAAAAGAUGAAACUGAGCCACAAUUUUGACAAUAACUUAUUUACCAGAGAGGGGAUGCCUUGCCAGAAAGCUGUAAGGUCAAUAUCUUCUUUAUUAACUGUCUGUGAGGUGAAUAGUUAUUGGUUUUAAUAAAUGCAUAUGUUGCAGUUAAUUUUUUGUCUCGGGUAAUUUUUCUUUUUCUUUUGUUUUUGGGUAUGGUAAUGUAUGCUAAUAAAGUUGAAACUAAAGAAAAAUUAUAAAAUUACCCGAGAUAAAAAAUUAACUACAACAUUUAUUUUGCUUUUUAAAUCUAUAUGCAGGGUUAAAACAGAAUUUUCCUUGUCUCCUAUGAAUAAUUAGGGCUAGGCAACAAAGGAAAUUCUGAAUCAAAUCACCUGUAGGUUGAAUACUACUUGACUGUACAGGUGCACUCAGUCAGUUGAUAAAAGCUUCAGGACAUGCUCAACUUUUGACAAACAAGGAAGAAAACCUAUAUGUUCAACAAUAGUGACAUUGGUGGUAGUUAAAAACCUUCCUCCUUUUUCAAGUAGCAAACUAAAUGAGGUUAGAGAAUAAGUAAGAUUUUUAAAUGGAAUCUACAUACACUUUACAUUAAUAAAUUAUGUUGUUUGCACUCUACUAUUUAGGUCAUGUUAUGUCCGAAAUGAAGAAAGUUUUUAACAUCACAGAGGACACUGAAACAAGAUUGUGGAAUAAGUACAUGAGUAAUUCAUGUGAACUUCUUCCAAAUAUGGAGCAAACAGUACAGGAUGCUGGUCUUUAUCAGGGGCAGGUAAGGCAAAUGAUAACACGGUCAUUCUUGUCCCCAUAGUUGUAAUCCUUUUAACCAAUGCCAUGGAUCAAGCUCUUGGCCUGUGACACUAGCAUAGGAUUGCAGCUACAGAGAUGAGAAUGCAUUGCAGUUCAGUCUCUCAGUGAAUGGGCUUCCUGCGGGGAAGAUAGAUGCGUCUGCUUAGAUCUCUAACACGGCUGCGUAAUCUGUGAUGGCAAUUUUAACUUGUUUGCCAACAGCUAAGGACAAAGUAAGUGGCUAGGGAAGACUAAGUACUACAUGUACCAGCUAUCGAAAUAGCAACAUUUUUAAGGCAGACUUCUCCUUGUCGUAUUAAAAAAACCAUUUUUCUGGAAGCUUAUCUCCCUAUCAAGCUGUCUUCCAAGGUGGAUGCCAGCUCUUGUCUUGUCACAGAUGACCAUUCUCCAGCGACAGAAUAUUGUUUGUCUGUAGCCAUACUCUCUAAAGAAGGACAUGUGUCUAAAGCACUUAGCUGAAACUAAUCCCAUGGGUUUAGAGAGGGACUCCAUUGUUUAGUUAAUGUCUAUAACUUUGAAUGUGACUUCAACAUUCUGUUGAAUAUUUUGACAUACAGCUAUGGUGAAUUAACUAGAGUAUCUUCUUUUGCUGUGUUUCUAAGGUUCUUAUUAUAGAGAAGAAGAAUGAAGAUGGUACCUGGCCCCGACAAACAAAGCAAAGGUAGUUUACAGUGUUUUAAUAUGAUUUUGCUGGACCUGGCCGGGAAGGAAGUGAGACUAAAGUUCACCUUGCUAUGGAACAAAUCUUGGCAUGUUAUUAGCAUGAGAAAACAUGUCUAUCAUUUUUAAAGUAGACGGUUUUCUCAUUUUCAUUUCUUUAGCUUUUAAAAUUAUUGUAUUUCAGUGAAUGUUAUGUAAAUAAUAACAGUUGCUUUUAUUGUUGUUUUGUUUGCAGUUCGUACUCAACUUCAACGGUAAGUUUUUAUAUCUUACCUUUUUACCUGAGUAGUCAAUACUGUUCAUGGUAGAUCCUCCCUUAAACUGCAAAAUAAAUGAGCAGUCUGUUGACUAUAAUAUUGUUAUUACUAUGCCUCCAAUGGCUGAGCGGGAAUGUUUGAUAAGCAAGUUCUAUUUUCUCUUAAAAAAUCUUUCAUUGCAGGUGUUAAUUAUUAACUCUUUUAUCUGCAGAUUACAUCAAGUAGCUCACACAGCAGUCAGCCAUCAAGUUCUUAUGGGUGAGCAAAGUUGCCUUUUCAACUUUCUUAUAAAAUUAAUGAUUGAUAAAGCUUAGAAAAGUGCAUGUACCUGUUUACCCAAUUGCAAAGUAGAAAUUAUAGUUUAUUGCAAGAGCCAACCUAAAUGCAUUGUUUGUGGUGUCUUUGUAUUUAAGUGUAACCUAUAACAGAAAAGAACCUCUAAUAAACCUAAAAACAUAUGCAUCCUACACCUGUUUCAGAUAUGGUAGCAGUUACAGUUCAAGAAGUUCUUGGGGAUAUGAUGGGCGGAGGUCAAGCAGUUCUUUGCCAGGGCUAACAGGCCUUGGAAAUCUUGGAAAUACUUGUUUCAUGAACUCUGCUUUGCAGUGCUUAAGUAACUCAGUUCCAUUGACUCGAUACUUUUUGUCUGACAAGCACAAAGAGGAGCUGAAUCGUGAUAAUCCUUUAGGAAUGAGAGGUGAGAUAGCCAAUGCUUAUGCAGGGCUUUUACAUCAAAUGUGGAAAGACCAAUACAGCUCUGUGGCACCUCGACAAUUCAAGACGCAGGUUGGACGCUUUGCGCCACAGUUUUCUGGUUACCAGCAACAGGACUCCCAGGAACUUCUUGCAUUUUUGCUGGAUGGACUUCAUGAGGAUUUAAACCGGGUAAAAAAGAAGCCAUAUGUGGAGAUGAAAGAUGCAGAUGGUAGGCCUGAUGAAGUGAGUUUCUUAUACACUUGUUAGAGAUCUUUAAGUCUUAGUUCAAACAUUGAACGUUUCCUGUGUGGAACUUAAUACCUAUUUAGGUUGACCGCAAUGAUGAAAGUUUGACGGUGGAUUCAAACGUCAAACUUAAAUCAGGUUGGACUUGAUUUUUUUUCACAAUGUACAUUUGUCUACAAUGCUUGCCAGUGAAAAUAAAAUUAAGUAUAGAAAUUAUGCAUUAGUUUAGGCACAUGAGAAGUUCAAUAUUUGAAAUGAAGUCGCUCCACAGUCAAAAUUCACGUCUGGGCCACUCGAUCUUAAUUCUUGGGUUGACCCAAAUUAGAUAUGUUGGACUAAUUUGAUUCGAAUGUCGAUUUCUUAAAGUACUUGAGGAUUAGGUUUGGUACAUAGAAAGGUCCGUGUUUGAAUUGGGCCUAAGAUACCUUCUACUAAGUGUGGUUUUCUGGGUGAAACUAAUAUUAAUUAUUUUCAUAUAUGUUGUCAUUUCAAGUUGUUUUAGAGGAACAGUAAACUCUCUCUUAAUGGAUAGGGGUUCAGUAAGGGGGUUUGGAGGGGUUAGGAGUGGUGAAGACCUCUAAGGUGAAAUCAGACAUUAAAAGGUUGGUCCAUACAGUUCUUCACUCAUUUUCUCUGGCCCUCUGUGCAGCAGAUAUCUUUAUAAGUUAUGGGGUCCACCUUAAAGACCAAGAUUACUAUAUAAUUAUCUCCUGCCUGUUGACUGUAGCCUCAAAACUCUGGGCCAAGAAAAGAAUUACAUUUAACUAAUUUCAAAAUUAUCUUCAGUAGUCACAAAGAUUUUUUUUACAUUUUAGGUUGUUGCUAAAGAGUCUUGGCAAAAUCACUUACAAAGAAACAACUCUAUCAUUGUGGACAUAUUUCAUGGACUUUUCAAGUCCACUCUGGUUUGUCCUGAUUGUAGUAAGGUCAGUAUGCCUACUGGUAUGUUUUUUAAAACGUUUAGUAACAAAAUAUUUUUUCUUUCCUUGGCAUGCUCAUGAUUGAUUGUAAUCUAUAUUAAACAGCAAAUAAUAUAUUUUAUAUUAGAUGAUAUUAUAUUAAUAUACUGUUGGAUAUAUUAAGCACCUCAUUGAUCCCUCCCAGGUGUCAGUGACGUUUGAUCCAUUCUGCUACCUUUCUUUACCGCUGCCAGUCAAAAAGGAGAGGAAUCUUGAUAUAUUUCUGGUGCGAAGUGAUCCUCUUCGGAAACCCAUACUGGUGAGUAUAAAAUUAACAUUCAUAUAAUUUAUUAUGCUGCUUUUCAUUAGUAUUAUCAUUACACAUUCAAAUAGACCUUUUUACCAAUACAGCAGCCAUAUUGAAUUAAUUGGAUUUAAGGAAUAUUAUAGGAUGCCCAGGGGGCUACUCGAAUCAGUAUUUACGCCCGUUUUAUGGGCCGAUUUUUCUUAAAGUUUUCCUAGAAAAAAAUUGUAAUGGAAAAAAUAGAUUGUUGUGCCUUGUUUGGAUGUAAUGAUGAUCACCUUUUUGCCAAGAAAUAUAUAUUGAAGUUCUCUUUUUGCCCGAAAAGCACGCAUAAAUGCUAAGCGAGUGCCCCCUGGGCAUUCCAUAAUACUCCUUAAAUCUAAUAAAUUCAAUAUGGCCACCGUAUUAGUAAAAGGUCUAUUAUGUCUUAUUACAAUACACUAAGUCAUUCCUAUGGAUUGUCAUAUCUAUUUUGUUUCUGUUGCAGUACAAAUUGACGGUGCCGAAGAUGGGAAAUAUUGCUGAUUUACUUGCUAUUCUCUCAAAGGAAACAAACAUUCCCAAGGAAAAGGUUGUGUAACUUGAUUUACACACUCACAAAUGCACUCAUAUCCAAAAAAAAUAAACACAAAACCAUAACCAAACAAAACACAGCGAUGGCUAAUCUAAUGCUAAUGUGGAAGUUUCAUUUUAACUAGUUUGUUAAGUAAGUGUGUUGUCAAAAUCCUGUGUUGUGACAUUCAAGGUAAAAAGAUAUUUAACGAACUUGAAGUGCUUGGAAAAAUUUGUGAGGAAAUCAUAAAUAUACAAUUUUGUUGUUGGAAAGUAUCACCGAUACUCACCCAUAUUCAGAAAGCUCAUGCAACUUCUGUUGUCUGUUUGUUUCACAGAUGGUAGUAACAGAUGUGUACAAUCACAGGUUUCAUAAAGUGUUUACUCUCAAUGAGUCACUGACUCAGAUUCUUGACAGAGAUGACAUCUUUGUGUAAGUGGUACAUGUAGUAUAACUUACUCUUUGUAACCAUGUUGGAGUAAAAGUGAUCAGUGUUCCAGUUAAGAGGCAGGUCUCGGGUCAAUGAGAUGAUAUAAGUGUUAAGUUAAAUAUAACGAACAAAAUUAGCAUGUCGUCUUGGUGAACCCUCAGUUGGUCUACAAGACCCAAUUGUGCUUUAACACAAUCAAAAAUACAACAAGUACAACACUGAUAUGUGAACUGUAGCCUGCUGUUCAUUCAGCAGAGACCUUUUCAGCUGUUGCUUCUCCGCCAAGAAAUGUUGAUGGAGCAGAUGAGAGAAAAGUGAUCUUUACGGUGUUUUAAUGAACUAGGGUAUUGAAGAAGAGCCACAUUAGUUUUUCAAGAGAUUUUUUAACUGCUUAAUUUGGUCACGUAGCUAUGAGGGUGGCAUUUCUUUUUUGUCACUAUUGAUAGAAACAAAGGAAGUUUAAUUAUUGUGCAAAAAAGGCCUAAGCAAGUAUAUAGUACAAUAUUAGGAAACCAUGGUUGUAAUGCUUUGUUAUAUUACAGUUAUGAGCUGCUGCAUAGCAAAACUGAAGAUGACAGUGAUGAAUAUAUUACCCUCCCUGUUUACCAAAGAGAGAAAAGGUAUGUUUCCACAACUUAACUUGCCUUGCUGGUUAAACAUUUACAUUCAUGUGCAUCUGUCAAUUCUGGUAAUGCCACCAUCCGUAUUGUUUUUUAGCAAUAUCCCCCACCCUCAACACCUAUUUGUAUCUUCUUGUACUUUUACUUGUGAAAAAAAUAACACUUUGGAAAACUAUCAUUUUAGACUAAGAUAUGAGGCUUACAUGAGGACACAACUGAGGAGAGAGGAAACUCUUGUUGCCCUUGCACCUCUCGUUCCUCUCUCCUGGUAUAUGAUAAACUUGUAAGGCUUAUCUUUCACGUAGCAGUUUGUAAACAGGCUGUCCAAGGCCAAUUUUGAGGUAUAACUCUGUUUCUCCUUCUCCUUCUCCGUUUCCUCUUGGCAGAGCGAGACUGUCUGGCUAUAGCUAUUCAAGUUCUGGUAAAACACUGUUUGGACUCCCACUGAUGGUGUCUGUUCCAAGGAAUAACUUGACUUACAAGAGAUUGUACAAUUUCUUAUUGGACAGAUUGAGGUAAGUUAUUGACACAAACAUGUCAUUACAAAGAAAAAAAAGUCAGUGAAUGUACAGCGUUACAAUUCACCCUGUUUUGCCAGCUAUAAGAUACUGUAAGGACAAGUUAGAUUCUCAACUUUGUAAACCAUGCAUAACACUUCUCCGGUCUUAUCAGUAUCGGUUUUUGUUCCACUGGCUUUCCUCCUCUUUGUUUUUUUACGUACAUUUCAAGGUCAUUAAGUUAAAAUACUCAUGAAAGACACCAUUCUCAACAAAAUGGGACUGGCAAUGUUGUUCAAGAGGUAAACACAUUUUUCACCGCUUAAUUAGGUAGCAUUGGGUAAGUUUCAUGAGUUUUUUUUGGCUCAAUUAAGAUUUCUGGAAAAGUGCCCACCUACCCCUCCCCUAAGUCAACAUUAACACUUACCUCUCACUUAGGGCAAAAUUGUGACUUGGGGGAGGGGUAGGCGAGCAGUUACAUAGAAACCUAAAUAGAUUACUUUUUUUCUUCAGACGCUUUAUUUCGUUACCUGAGGAGGAAGCUGAAAAGGGAUGUAAAAAGGAAGAAAAUGGCGGGGAUGGUAAGUACUGCACGUGCAUCUGCUUUCCAGUUGUUCAAAUGUAAUGGAGCUCUUUUAAUUUAAAAAAAGACAAAACUGACAUAUCAAAAUAAUAAUCCAAACUGUAAAGAUCUGUUUUCGUGUUUUAAGAUGUUGAGAUGAAUGAAGAUUGUGGUGAAAAUGAGGAUUCUGAGGAAAGAGAACUGGAAAAGGCCUACCAAAAUGUUCAUGUCAAUGUAAGUAAAAAACAGUGAACACAGUUAAAUAUUCCUAGUAAUAUUCUCUCACAACAAAUCAAAACAGAAUACAAAUUAAUGUCCUACAUGCCGUUUCUAAUACGAUUCUCGUUUAAGUGGUAAUUAAUGAUCUCAGUGCUCAUUCUAGUCCCUGAAAAUCACUGUAAGAGGUACUGUAGUUUUUAUGUGGGUUCCUUCCCUUAGACGUACUUUUACUUAUUGUUUUGUUUCUUACGUUUUUUUCUGCAGAGUGAUGAAAAUGAAGAUGAUAAUGUUGAUACACAGAAUGGCGACCACGACAGUUCAAAUCAAAAGAGCAAAGUGAACACAGAGUGUAAAGGAAAAACAAAAAACCCGCUCUUCAACUUGACUCUUGUAAACUCAUACGGCAGUGCUGAUAUCCAGGCCUUGCAAGAUGAUGACAAGAUUCUUAAACUUACAGGUUAGGAAGAGAAGCUCGAUGCGCAAGUGAGUGCUUUUCGCAAUCUUCAAGUGUUUAACCUUGAUGUUCAAUCCUACAAUCACUGUGCGUUAAUUCAGUACGCCAGCUAAGUUUCCUUUGAUACCUUUUGAUGUGUCAGUAUUCAGCGGUUUUCAUUUUUGGAUGCUUUGGUUAGUGAAAGCGGUAAUUAACUUGUGUUUGUCUGAUUUAAAGGACGCUGCUUCCUCGCUCUUGACUGGGAUUCAAAAGUGAAGGACAAGUAUUAUGAUGAAAAACUGGCAGAGGUGACUAUCUUUUGGUUUAUUUAAUCUCAGUUGUAACGGAGUUCUAGGGGCCAUCACUUGUCACAUCACGCAACCCUCAUAAUUAUACUGUCAAGAGGUCCUGCCAAGGGGGUGGGGGGUUGAGGAGUGCUACGUCGCUCGUCUGAAUUUUAAAACGUCUCGUGUCUGUGUUUAUAAAUGCUUCACGUCGCUGUUGGAAAUUGAACGAAAGUUCUUUGUCUUUGUCGGAAUUUUGGGAAACUAAUGCCUAAAAUGUUCAUUUUGUGCAUGGAAUCUUGAAAGGUUGUUAUUUAGGUAUAGAUUUUUAAUGAAACGGCAUUAUUUAACUUUUCCUUUGUAAGAUUAAAAUAUUUAAUUUGUAUUUUCAUUCUCAAGAGAAAUUAAAUGGUUAAAUAAUUAGUCUCAGACGACAAUGUGUGUGAAAACAUCUCUCUUCUAUCAAAUAGUGUAACUAAUCAAAUGGCUGUCUUUCAAGGGAACCCGUUGUAAUUUUGGUUGUUUUCUUCUUUCGAAGGAAACUGAAGAACAUGAAAGCGUGAACAGGAAACCAGCACAGAAGAAGAAUUGUGUUGGUUUAAAUGACUGCAUUGAGCUCUUUUUAUCCAAAGAAAAACUUGGUGCAAAUGAUCCAUGGUAAGCCGGGUUCAACUGCUAUGAUGAUCUGUCUCAGAUUCACUGGUAUUUUAAGGGAACCACAUAUGUGUUUGUCUACAAAACCAGCGGAGAUGAUCCAGUUCGUGUGACCGCACGAUCACUACAGCAAACAAACUAGACUAGUGAAGAAAGAAAAAUUGUUUGAUCAAAUUUAUAGAACGGAAGCAAAGCCAGAUCUUUUUGUUAGAGUACAGUCUCUUAACGGAUCCCUCUAUAAGAUGGACACGUGGUGUAAGUCCCAAUCCUGCCGUUUUUCUGGUCAUUUUGCUGUAAUUUACGUCCUUUUAUGCUGGACACCUCUAUAAGCUUGUUAAAGAAGGACAUUAAGGGAUGGCCCCUCGCCAUGGUGUUUUCUGUCUCAGGCUUAGCUGACUGUGGUUUGUAUUUGAAGUAACCCACUGUUGAACAAGGCAGGCGUUAAAUUUAGUCCAUGGUUUAAUGUUAUUUUCCUUCGUUUUUCUUGGGUAUGAUUGAAACAGUAGAAAAUAAGAUUUAAACCCAGGAUAAAACUGAACGCAACAUUUAUUAUUCAGGUACUGUCCGUCGUGCAAAAAACAUCAACAAGCUACCAAGAAGUUUGAUCUUUGGUCGCUUCCUAAAAUCCUUGUUGUUCACCUCAAACGGUUCUCUUAUAACAGGUUAGUAUCAUGGUGUCUUAAUAUGAGUUUGAGUCUAGUGAAACCGAACAGGCUCUCCGUACUCCGCAGGGGCUCCCGUUGGGUAUUCCAAUAAAAAAUAGAAUAAUAAAAAAAUAUAUGCGCGCGCCAACAUCGUCCCCCGCGCGCUUUUAUUUCUCCCCCUCCCCAGCCUCCCUACGACACAAAAAGUCCCGCUCCGUGGAGACUGAGGAGAGGUACAGGCUGCUAGAAAAUAGAGAAAACGGGAAAUCUAAGACAGUCCAUGGGUUGGGCACGUGGUUCGGACCUUUAAUUAUUGCUGUUGCCGCGUUAUCGUCAAAUAACCUACAAACACUGAUUAAAAAUACCUUGAAAGCCUGGUCAUUUUGAUCACUCUGAUAUUGUCAUUUAAUUUUUAAGUAAUUGUAAAUCGUGAUGAAAGAUGAAUAUUUUCUCGUUGAGUUGUGUAAUAGUUAGGUCAGAUUUACAGUUUUGCUUUUUCUUUUUCUCAAAAGCUUCUGGAGAGAUAAGUUGGACACACUGGUAAAUGUUCCUUUAAGGUGCGUUAUGUUACUUCCUGUUCUUCCCGCUAUUUUAACAUAUGUAUAAAUUUUUUAGAACUUUGCAUUGUGUCAUUCUUGAAAAAAUGGGAGGCAAGAAAUUACGAUGUCUUGAGGUUGCGACAUUGUUUCUACAUUGCAGCGCUGUGCUGCGCUUAAAAAAGACGUUGCAAAUCGUCUCAUGUACAUCACCUUUACUUCUUGGACAAGGUGGACAAACACAGUGGUUAUACAUUUCAUUACAUGUUACGCCGCUCUUCCUGUUGGCUAUAACAGUAAAAUUUACUUUAGUUGACACUGGUAAUUCCCAUUAAUUUAAAUUCAAUUUGCCAGAUUUCUGGCUCGUUAUUCCUAUGAGGCAUCCUUUGACUGAUUGUUACAGGAAUCUCUGACUGUUGAGAAGAUGGCAGGGAGUAGAGGAGAGGAGACAUGUCCUCGUCCGUCCACCAGUGCGUAGAUAUACAAGAGCGGCGGCUACGAUCAACGAUGAAUAUUGCAAUUUGUCACCAAAAUAACAAUUGGAACUGGUGUUGAGUCAUUUCCUUUAAUUUCAGGAACUUUGAUAUGUCGGAUUAUGUAAUUAACAAGGAUCAGCCGCGUCCAGUUUACAAUCUGAUUGCAGUUUCAGUAAGUAGUAUGGCUUUUUUAAUUUCCCGCUUCAGAAACUCGACGGAGAAUGGGUACAAGCUUUGUGUGCAGUGAUUUCUGGGAUUGUUUGAGCGCUUUUUUCUUUUUAUUUUGCUGAAGAGAAAACAAAGCCCUUUGUAUUGUGUAAAUCAUGGUUGAAGGGAAAGUUUCCUGCUUGUGUUAUGACGAUCAGACUCAUAGCUGUACCAGUUUCCCCUUUUUCCCUUCCUCCCUAUCCCCUACCCCCUACCCCUUUCCACGCCUGCUACGCAGGCUACGAAUCUAGCGCGAAGGCGUGUCCUUUAAUGACCUUGUUACUACUGAGUUAAAAUGUCGAGGAUGGGUUUCAGAUAAGUGUCGCUCAUUCCUUUGUUUGUGGCUGGUUAAAGUCCCGCCGUUUUUUCAGCCAAUGCGCAAUUCAUUCAUCGUUCUGUCCGCAAUCGAUUUUUUGGCCAAGAUAAAUAACUUCAUUUGAUUUGUCGACCCAUAAGCUAACGCCAGCGUUCCUUUAAUUCCAAUUUGUUCCGAUUUUUCUUGCUUUUACAGAACCACUAUGGCGGCAUGGGAGGAGGACAUUGUAAGUAGUUUGUUAUGGUUCACUGGUAGUUGCUCUAUAUAUUGUAUGUGGGCUUACUUCCGUUUAGUGUAAAAUGACCUAUUACUACAUGUUAUAUUGUCGCAGCAACUGAACCUUUUACUCCUUGGUUUUACAGACACUGCCUAUGCUAAAAACUGUAAAGAUGGAAGAUGGUACUCCUUUGAUGAUAGCUCAGUGUCUUCGGUGGACGAAGGACAAGUGGUUGUAAGUCUGUCCGCUGUUGUCUGUUUGUAGAGCGCGAUGUUCGGCGACUUACACCGAGUUUUAGGGACCUCUAGCAGCCCAAAUGUCCCGUCCGUAUUUCGGUCGCACGGGGACUAAGCUGCUCUGGGUGCGAAAAUGUUAUAACCAAUUUAACAACUGCGUCGCUUAGUGGAGGUGGGUGCCUGGGAUGUCCAAGACAGAGAAACGCUGUACUGAGCACAUGGAGUUAGUGCAAGAAAGGCUGACUGCGCUUGAGCCAAACCGGCGACUGACCGCUGACCACGUCCUCGCUCCUUGUUGUUAACAACUUCAUGAAACAGAAUGAGUUUGAAUGAAUGAAUCACUUUUAUUUCAAUACGGUAGUUUCAGUUCAGUGUCCAAGAUUGGUUUAACAUUGCUAGGCUUUUUGAAUGGAAAAAAAUUCUUGCGUUACAUUUUUAACAGUCCCUGUACCUGUUCACCCGGUCUUGACGCCGGAUCGGCAUCCGUUCUUUGUGUCGUCACGCAACGCCUCUUCUCAUAUGAGUUGUGUCACGAUACAAAGAAUGGCUGUAAGAGCAUAGAUAGCCAGUGUAGCUGCUGGCGGCAUUAUUAUGCUUGGGAUACUUUCUUGCUGCAAGUGAAAUCAGUUAACUAGUUCCCAAUUUUCGCGCAGCUCCGCAGAUUAUGAAACUUGUUUUUAGUCUGAAUCUCAGCAACUUUUGUUUUUAUUGUUUCAGUCUAAAGCUGCCUAUGUUCUUUUUUACGAGCGACAAGAGCCUGCUGACGAGGAGAGGAUGGAAGAAAAAGACAAUGAGCAGAACCUUGAUGAGGAUGUGGACAUGACUCACGAUGGACAAUAAUGAAUUCUUUUACUUACGAGAGCAAAAAAAAUAGAUUAUAACUACUAAAUUGUCUUUAUCCAGUUAUUUUACUUGAAACAAACUAGCCAAACGAAAGAGCUGCAUAUGCUCUUAUUUUGGGUUUCGCUCAGUAACUCGAAAUAUGAAUAACUUUGUAAAGUAAGUAAACACUACCACUAGAAAGUAGGGCUCGGUAGCUUUCAUUCGAAUGCUCAUACUUAGUCCGUAGACUCGAUGGUUAAAAGUACCGGUACUUUGUACAGCAUAAUAAGUAAUUCAGCUACAGGAAAAUACCGCUCAGUGACUUUCAUUAGUGACCUUUUUAGAUUUUGUAAAAGCGGAGAUUAUAUUUUUGGUUAGGAGAAGUUAAUUACUGCACAUAUUCAGUGACAAACUCCAAACUUGCGCCUUAUUACUGAUACUGAUUUUGAACAGGUCAGCGUGGACAACUAUGUAACUAAUCGAACUGUUAAUUAUUUUAGCAAAACAGCCAAGCACUUGCCCGAAAUGUGUUGGUUAAGGUGAACCUUGCUAGCAUUCCACUCUUUUGAGCGCACGCAAUGAAAUGAGGUCAAGGCUUGGAUGGACAAUUUCUUAGGAAUCAUUAGCGUAUUUUGUCAACCAGGUUCUCGCGUUGGUGCGUUUAUCAUGUGAAUGAAAAAUGUUGAUUGCCCAGGAAGGAACUAAAUCACAUCUAUCUAAACCAGAUUCAGUGACCAGUGGCUGCAGUGGAAACAAGGCAUUGGUACUGUAAGGAUGCUCAUUCCCGCAGGAUCACAAUUCUGGUUUCAGUCGAUGUUAUCAAGUGUUUUCCUAUUCUCCAGCCAGUGUUCAAAGAAACAUAGUAGAUAUGCUGAAAGUAAG